This is a messenger RNA of Orbicella faveolata, 759 nucleotides long. RefSeq lists its product as uncharacterized. The record is from RefSeq and is a predicted model, not a curated record. Lineage: Eukaryota; Metazoa; Cnidaria; Anthozoa; Scleractinia; Merulinidae.
UUAUUCUCGCAACAGUCUUCUGUAGCUACGGGAAAAGCAACGGCAGAAAGCGAGUUGCAGGCUAUAUCCAGCAGUAGCAAGCUCGAAACCCAGAUGGCGUGUCCUCACGAAACCCAGGAAGACCAAUUUUCGCACUCAGGAGUUUCUGACGAGGAAGUUAUCUGCGAACAAUCACUCGAAAUCCAUAUGGCGACUCCUCAAGAAUCCCAGGAAGACGAAAUCCAGAUGGCGACUCCUCAAGAAACCCAGGAAGACCAAUUUCCGCAUUCAGGAGUUUCUGAAGAGGAAGUUAUCUCCGAACAAUCACCUGCGGCUACAAAAGUAGGAGAAAACCCAGCAGAACAAGAAGAUGAAGAGGACGAGGAGGAAAGUGUAAGCGAGACGCCAAGCCAGCCAAAAAGAAGAAAAAGGGCAGAUGGUUCACUAAAACAAGGAGUAGCUAGAAUUGUCCGUGGUGAAACUCAAGAAGAUCUCGAGCGAUACGUGUCUAGCUUGGAGUUCAGGUCUUACAAAGACAAUUUGAAUAUCUUGCACGCGCAAAGCGUUUUAACAUGCGUGGAAGGAAUUCCGCAACAAGAAAUGAUACAAAACAUAGUAUCUAUGACUGAGAAAUUGAAGGGAGAUAUUUCCCAUCCUUUUCUGCAGCAAAUUCAAUUAGCUAGACAGCUUGAGAGCUUAAGCAAAAUUCGAGAUGAACAUAUCUUGAAUACUGCGAAGUGGCUGGUUGACGAAGGAAUGGUAUCCUCUCAAGCUGUCUAG